Molecule: messenger RNA, 1067 nt
Organism: Lotus japonicus
Lineage: Eukaryota; Viridiplantae; Streptophyta; Magnoliopsida; Fabales; Fabaceae
Product: NEP1-interacting protein-like 2
Exons: 5
Coding region: 181-834 (217 amino acids)
Source: RefSeq, a predicted model, not a curated record
AACACCACUACCUAUCACAGUGUCUGUCUAUUGCUUUGAUUCUCUUCAAAGUCCACCUGCACCUUAUCUUUCCUUUUCCAUCGUUGACGGCGCAGCCUUCUUAUCCUUUCAAUCAUCACCAUUUAUGGCCCGUCAACGCUUGCUGUUUCUGCGACUCUGACACAACCAAAAACCACCACCAUGGAAACUGGAGCUGGAAUCGAAACACCCUGUCGAUUUCAAUCCGUGUCCAGAUUGAUACUAUGUGCUCUCUCUGGAGCUCUCACUGGCUGUUUUGCAAUUGCUGGGGCUCUCACAGGAGCUCUAGCAGGCGCUUUAGCAGCUAAGGCUACCAAGAGUGGUUUUUUCCGGGGAGUUUCGUUGGGUGCCAUUGCUGGGGCUAUACUCUCGGUGGAGGUGUUGGAAGCUUCCCGGGCCUACUGGUGUAUGGAGCAAACUGGUUCACGGGGUGCAUCAUCUAUGGCAGAUUUCAUAGAAGAACUUGUUCGUGGAAGGCUUGUAGAGGAAUCACUUACACCUGCUAUUUUAACUGCUUACAACUUGCAAUUUGAGCAGGUCGGGGUUGCAAACACAGGCUAUGAUGAUAUUCAUGAUGUUCAUAACUUAGUAGCAUCCAGAGGACUGUCAGGGGACUCAUUGAAGAAACUGCCGCACCAUAUGAUUUUGAAGGACAUGAAGGCAGAGAAUUCUUACUGUACAAUAUGUUUGCAGGAUAUUGAAGUAGGCGAAAUUGCAAGAAGCCUACCUGACUGUCACCAUACAUUUCACUUGAUAUGCGUUGACAAGUGGCUUGUCAAGAAUGAUUCAUGUCCUGUCUGCAGACAGAAUGUGUAGUUUGUUCAUUUUGGGUGGGCUGGUGUAUAUGUUGUAUUAUUUGUUUCUUUAAUGCAAGCUCUUAAUUUCCAUCAAGUGGGAAAGAGUAUUUUGUAUAGUAGAAGUAGACAUUGUCAUUUUGUACUGUGCUGUAAUAUAAUGCAAUAAUGGUCUUUGGUAGAAAAGUGAAUGUCUAAAAAUAAUGCUUUGAGAGAUAAAAAUGAAAGUAAAUGGGCCGCUCACAUGUUUAUAAA